Impatiens glandulifera is the source of this 894-nucleotide messenger RNA. Its product is annotated as ras-related protein RABD1. The coding region runs from base 156 to 764 and encodes 202 amino acids. The record is from RefSeq and is a predicted model, not a curated record. NCBI's taxonomy places the organism in Eukaryota, Viridiplantae, Streptophyta, Magnoliopsida, Ericales, Balsaminaceae. Gene Ontology annotation, molecular function: GTP binding; GTPase activity. The transcript is spliced from 8 exons.
UCUUUUUUUCUCUCUCUCUACAAUUUUUUAUUCACAAGCAAAUCUCCCCGUCGUCUUCUUCCCAAAGCUAAAACACGAACCCAGAUAGAGAAAUAUAGAAAACUAGUGAAAGAAACAAGCUUCCGGAAACAAAAUCUAUUAUUGUCUCAAAAAUCAUGAGCAACGGAUAUGACUAUUUGUUCAAGCUGUUGUUAAUCGGAGACUCUUCUGUCGGAAAAUCAUGUCUGCUUCUCAGAUUUGCUGAUGAUUCUUAUGUUGAUAGUUACAUAAGCACCAUUGGUGUUGACUUUAAGAUAAGAACAGUUGAUCUUGAUGGGAAGACAGUCAAGUUGCAAAUUUGGGACACUGCUGGACAAGAGCGAUUUCGGACUAUAACUAGCAGUUACUACCGAGGAGCACAUGGAAUCAUUAUUGUCUAUGAUGUAACUGAGACGGAGAGCUUCAACAAUGUGAAGCAAUGGCUGAACGAGAUCGAUCGAUAUGCAAACGACAGUGUGUGCAAACUUCUAGUUGGAAACAAAUGUGAUUUAGUUGAGAACAAGGUUGUUGACACUCAAACUGCAAAGGAUUUUGCAGAUGAGCUUGGAAUUCCCUUCCUAGAGACUAGUGCAAAGGACUCCAUAAAUGUGGAACAAGCUUUUCUGACUAUGGCUGGAGAAAUUAAGAAAAAAAUGGGUAACCUUGCAUCUGCAAACAAGAAUGAUGCUGGCAAUGUUCAAAUCAAAGGGCAGCCAAUUGAGCAGAAGAACAAUUGUUGUGGCUAAUGUUGUAUUUACUGUGUUUAAAUUUCCCAUUAUGUCAUGUUAUAUAUUAUGAACAAGACUGAAAUUAGCCGAUCUUAAACACUUUACCCUGUUCUCCAAAAAUUCCAUGGCAUAACUGUUAUUUACUGAA